UGCUGUGAUCAACAGGUGAAUGGUGAACUGUGUUACAGAGCAGUGAGACAGAACCGUGUAUCACUAAAUCUCUCGAAACAGCAGGAUUUUGUUGAAGAAAUUUCCACUGAUAUCACAACUCAUAGGAAAAACUUGAUAAUAUAGUGCCAUGGAGGGCUUUCCUGCAGUGUUUUAUAGUGAACCUGCUGUUCUGGGGCUACUUGCAAAUGCCGUCAGUGCUUUCCUUGUGUGUAUGCAAAAUUUUGCCCUAUUUAACACGUCUGUGGUUGCUGGAGGAGCUGAAAACAUUCUUGCAGGUGUUCAUCUGAUCCUAAUUGGUGGAGUUGCCCAACUCAUUGCUGGAUUCCUGUCCUUCAGAAAGUACGACCAUCUCAGUGGCACUUCCUUUAUUGCCUUUUCUGCCUUGUGGAGCAGUUAUGGUGCUACCCGCAUCCUAGUAGGAACAGAAGCUCUUGCACAGAACAGUUUGGGUGCAUCAGCUCUCCCUGCACUUCCAGUUAGUGAGAGUGCGGUGGCAGGGCUUGUGGCAUACAUCUUCAUCGCAUUUAUCCUGUCCUUCUGCUCAGCCACUGUCAACUAUAUCAUGCCUUUCGUGUUUGGUGCUUUGACACUAACUCUAAUCUUUGAAGCUGUAGGAUUAUUUGGCCAGUGGGCCUUGGUGGUCUCAGGGGUAUCGGAGUUAAUAAUAGUCUUGUGUGGACUUUAUGGAGCCGCAGCACUCCUAUUAAAAGGAAUCACCCAGAGGUAUGUUCUUCCAGGUUUCGGCAAUUCCCUUUUUAACGUCCUUCUUUUAGGAUCUGCCAACCGUGGCUCGGCUACAGUUACAGGAGAAGAGAAAAAGAAAAAUACGAAAUAUGCUGAACCCAUGGCACUGGGCUAUUUGUGUGAUACCAUCUCUCCCUUCAUUAUGGCAUUUUAUUGCUUUGGGUACAUAAAAACAUUUUAUGUGGGCGCCAUAUGGAUCAGCAUCAAUGUACUAUCUCAGCUAUGUUCCAGCUAUUAUAGCUAUCUCAGAGAUGACAUUUACCAUGCCACAAAGUUUGCUUUUCAUGGGACAUUCUGGCUAGUGAAAUCAUGGGAAGAAUUUACGCUUACAGUUGUUCUGAUGCCUAACAAUGUCUCUGUGGAGAGAAGGUUAAUGGUUGGAGACUGGUUCUUUCUGAUAGCAGCCUGUGUGCUCUGCUUUUUGUCUUUAAACAAGGAUGUGCUAGAACUAACACACAAUAUAGCAUUUGCCUUGAUGACUGUUUCCACAAUCCAACAGAUCCCAAGUACAUCUGCCUAUAUAUUCUUCGGCGUGACCUGCGGUAUUUUUACAGUUAUAUCGCUGUAUACAACAUUUGCAAGUCUUGUUAAUUCGAUUGCAGAAAAGGUGCUGAUACCAAUAGGCAAUAUUGUAAUGCCAAGUGCGACACUUCAGAAAGUCUUAUUGACAGGAAGAAACCUCCUGAAAAAGUCAGGACAAGAACUAAACAUUGCUGAAAAUCUCACUUCACGCUCCUCCGAUCCUCUGUUUUACAUCUGCAACGGCCUGGCAUCCAUUGCUGCAAUCCAGAGUUCUAUAGACUAUUCAUCUCAAGGAUAUUUAUCUAUUCCCUGGGUACUUGUACCAGGUACUAUUAUACAGCUGUACAUCUGUAGAAUUGAUGUGCAAGGAGGUAGAAGAUUCGGUUCAGUCUUGCCGUUUUGCUACUCUGCUAUCUGGGCUACCUGGGUCUGGCUACGCUUGGCAGGUUCUUCGCUGGGCAUCAAUGCAAAUAAUGAUGGGGCAUUCACUGUCGGAGCCGUUGCCUUCCUAAUAAUCAAUAUAUUUUUAAUGGUUUUAGCCACUCAAGCAAAUGUGAUUCUCUUCGUUGUCACUAUUCUAAUGGAACUUGUGAUCGUCUGUUUCCUUCUUUUUACACUAGAACGGCUUCCACUUCCACUUGAAAUUGCUGUACUUUCGGUGUUUGGCAUUCUCUGCGUCUACGGGCUGUUUGCUUCGUUGGCAAACUACUUGUUCAGCAAAGAACUCGUUCCAAUGGGCCCUGUUAUCUUCAAGAAACAGGAAUCCAAGAAGAACGAAUUCACUGCAGACCCCUCAUGUGUUUUACCCGAGUCUCGCCGCACAAGUGGUUUGAGAACAAUUGCAAAGAUACUGGAGAAUGGAGGAGUGUGUGGUGUUCCUACUGACACUGUUUAUGCUCUAGCGGCUUCAUGCAAACACCCAAGUGCCAUCGACAGAAUUUAUAAGAUCAAGGAACGGCCUGCCGAGAAACCCAUUUGCAUCUGCAUUUCUAACCUUGACCAGCUGAGAGUGAUCAGUCCCCCAUUCAGCCCCCUUUUGUGGAGGUUCAUGGAUUUGGUAUAUCCUGGUGGCAUCAGUUGUAUUGUGCAGAAAGGAGAAUGGCUGAAACGGCUUGGUGUGGGGCCGGCUUAUGAGCAAGUUGGUACACAGAACUCUAUCAUGAUAAGGGUGCCUGAUCAUUCAGUUACUGCUCAUCUCACUGAUAUGACUGGGCCUUUAGCAAUUACCUCUGCCAAUCCAAGUGGGGAAUCUGACAGCACGCACCAUGACAUGGUGAUAACGCGCUUGAGUCACAAACUGGAUGCAGUUCUGUGUGAUGGAUAUUCUAAUGAGCUUGUGGGAUCUACUGUAGUAAAUUGCACCAAGAUAGAUGAAGGAUCCAUCACAAUAUUGCGUGAAGGUUGUGUGCCAGCUUCAAAGAUCAUGCAGCUGUUUGAAAAAGCAAAGAACACACAGGAAGUCAUAUAAGAAUAAUUUAAUUUGUACUUAUGUUUUUACUGGCUGCUGGACACUCAGGACACAACAAGCACACCUCACAAGAGUUGUACAAUAAGAUAAAAAAAUUAAUUUUUUUGUUAAAUUAAUACUGUCAAACAUUUGUGUAUUUAUUGUUGUUGUACAUAGGAAAAUGAAUAAAAUGUUUCUGUUCUUUACUUGCUGCUAAAUGCUCCCAAAUAUCUGUGACAGUUUACUGUAUAUUGCCACAUUAUGUGUGUUAUUUCUAGGUAAUAUUUAUACUGCCACAAUGUUGGUGUAUGGGCAUUAAAAAUAAACAGUUUAACAAUUUAA
Spea bombifrons (plains spadefoot toad) is the source of this 3076-nucleotide messenger RNA. RefSeq lists its product as uncharacterized. Bases 149 to 2755 code for a protein of 868 amino acids. Gene Ontology annotation, molecular function: tRNA binding; double-stranded RNA binding; nucleotidyltransferase activity. Gene Ontology annotation, biological process: regulation of translational fidelity. Gene Ontology annotation, cellular component: membrane; cytoplasm. The record is from RefSeq and is a predicted model, not a curated record. The transcript is spliced from 11 exons. Lineage: Eukaryota; Metazoa; Chordata; Amphibia; Anura; Pelobatidae.